This is a messenger RNA of Funneliformis geosporum, 2057 nucleotides long. The record is from the annotation of a GenBank genome assembly. Lineage: Eukaryota; Fungi; Glomeromycota; Glomeromycetes; Glomerales; Glomeraceae.
AUGACCUUGAGAGAACCUCAUAUUAAAUCAUUUGUGCCACCGCAAAUAAUUGGUUGGGAAGAAUACACUCUUAUUAAGACUGUUAUUAGAGAGAUUCCAUUAAGUAAUCAAGCCUAUGUUCUUCAAAUUAGUGGAAUGACUCCUUACGGAACCUUAAUGACUGUCGGAAAACCAAAAGCAGGAGAAACAAUUUACAUUUCGUGGUUAGGAUCUCCAGCUCUUACCGGGAAGGCUGGGGUUCGAUUCCCCGAUGCGGAAGUUUGUUUUAAUGUUUUUUCCUAUAAUCUCGUAACUUACGCAACAUGUAGUCUAUGUCACGAUGUAUUUAGAAAGAUUUUCAGUAUUUUCUAUAGCGAAUAUUUUCCUAUUCGUAAUUUUAACGUCAAAUUUGAAGAAUUAACUGUUGCAGGAUUUAAGGAAGCUCUCUCUGAAAAAAGUAGAAUAACUGAAAUGAAUGUCUGGAAACUACUGGACAAAAAUGAUAUGCAGAUUCAAGAUGCCCCUACGCUUGAAAGUUUGAUUGUCGACCAUGGAGAGAGAAUCCCUUUUGACAGAUUCCCAGAACUUUAUCCUAUUCCUAAUAUUGCCAGACAUUUUUACAAAAGAGAUAAUGUAGAUAUGCGUUUAAAUGUAAAGAUUACCGAUACAGUUAGAGAGCUUAUUAACAAUUUAAAAAUGAAACCAAAGUUUGCUAUUUGCUUUUGUAUGUGGAUUGUAGACUAUCGUCAGAUAUUAGUAAUUGGAAUUAUGAGCCAACAAUUGAUCGUAAUUUUGCACAGCUUGUUGCAAUCAAUAGGUUCAGCCUUUAGACAUUAUAACGAUUCUAUUAAUAACACUGCUAGAGAAGAAGCAAAGCGACUUAUCAUUUUAGAAUUUACUGCAAGAUCCUCUAUCUCAAUUUUCUCAAAAAGAAAUUCCCAGAUAUUACACCUCGUAACUAUCUCCUAUCCCAGCUCAAUGGUUAAAUUAUCUGGUCAAAAAACACUUAUUUUUGCCAUUGAUGAAUCCAAUGUUGCCAGCAACAAACUUUUCAGUGAUUAUUUUCACAAUAUAAAUAAACAUCCAUGUGGUUUAUUAAUGCCAAUGAUUGAGAUUCUUAGAUUAUUUGAAAUUUCAACAGUAAUCACUGUCACUGCAUUUACCCUUAAACAAGGCAAAAUUGAUAAGUCUAAUGGUUCACCUUGUAAUGAAAAUAAUAAAUGCAGAAAAAGUGUCACAAGAAAACAAACAAUUGUGCUUAAAUAUGCUGUAAAUAAGACAGUGCAGUCUAUCAAGAAUGAUAUAAUAUGCCAUCUUGAAGUGAUAGUAAAUGAAGCAUAUGAAAAGGAAGAUUUGGAGAAUACAAGGUUAAAAAAAUUUUGGCAAGUCAAGGAACCUUUGGCGAUAGAACCUGUUAAAAUUGUCCUUCAUUUCCAGUACAAAUCACCUACUGAACCGCUGAUUAAAAAACACUUACAACAAACUGUUGAUUAUGAUGACAAUUCAAAUACCUCUAAAGGCAUUAUGUGGCACCAAUUACAUCUGCUAGAAUGGACUAAAGAAGCAAUUAUCAAUAUUAAUAAUAUGGAAAUUUACAAAUGCUUUUUUUUCAGUUUGAUGAAAGAUAAUGUGGAUAUUAUCAAGAAGAUUCUAUCCACACCAACACCUUUAGAAAUUGUUGCAAAAAUGUAUUUCAAUAAAUUGUCAGGUAAAGAUGUUGAAGAUGACAAAAAAUCAACAAAUUGGAGUCAUAUGUAUCGCGAGAAGGAUGCUCAAGAACGCACUCCAAAUCAGUCAAAACAAUCAAAUAGAGGUGGUAGUAAUACUGAAGAUAAUGAUGUCAUUAUGUAUAUUAAUGAAAAAUUGUAUUUUCCAACAGAAAAUAUUUUCCAUAUCAAUUUAUUGGAGAUUGCUAUUGUUACUAAUUCCGCGGCAAAAAUUGCAGGUCAAGUCAUACAGGGUCAAGAAGAUAAUUUUUGCAAUUCCGCGUCGCGUGAGAUAAUUUAUGCUUCACUAAACAAGGCAAUUGUUAUCGAUAAAUCAUCUGGAAAGCGCCAGUAUUUUAAUACUAUGUACCA